GCGUCCUUACACUACUUCCACUUCUCAAGUAUCAUUUUCUACACAUAUGUGUUUUCUCCAACCGCCACUCCUGCGACAUAGUAUACUACGCAAAACCUCAAUUGCAGUCCGCUUUCCUCGAACUUCUUCUCGGAGCCUCAGCACGGGUAUCUUUACCAAAAUUGUGAAUAUGUCUCCCAUCCCCCCAACCACCAACCCCAUAAUCAUCAGCGGCCCCUCCGGCGUCGGAAAAGGCACGCUCUACUCGCGGCUCCUGGCCAACCACCCCUCGCUCUUCACCACUUCCAUCUCACACACAACGCGCGCGCCGCGUCCGGGAGAACAGAGAGAUGUGGAUUACUAUUACGUGUCGAUGGAGGAAUUCGAGGCGAUGAUUGCGGCGGGGGAUUUUGUCGAGCAUGCGAAGUUUGGAGGGAAUAGGUAUGGCACGAGUAGGAAGAUGAUUGAGCAGAAGAGGGGGGAGGGCAAGAUUGUGGUUUUGGACAUUGAGAUGGAGGGUGUAAAACAAAUUCAUUCGCUCUCCCCGCCAUUCCCAGCUCGCUACGUAUUUAUUUCUCCUCCAUCCACUGCAGAUCUCUCACCUUACCAAGUUCUCGAGAAGAGAUUGAGAGGAAGAGGAACGGAAAAGGAAGAAUCGAUUCAAAAGCGUUUGGAACAGGCAAAGCUGGAAUUGGAAUAUUCAAAGACAGAGGGGGUUCAUGACAAGAUUAUCGUGAAUGAUGAUUUGGAGGUUGCGUAUAAGGAGUUGGAGGAUUACAUUUUUGGCAAGGAGGGAAAGGCCGCAGAUGAGAAGGAGGCGGGCGUUAGUGUUCAGGACUGAGGAAGAGUGAGAGAGAGGAGAAAAUGAUAUUGUGGGGUUUAGAGGGUAGUAUGGUUCGAGCGUGUGAAGAGAGAAUUCGCAUUGCGAGAGAAGUUUCCCUCGAAUGUGCAAAUGCCACACGAGCUCGCAUAUAGAGAUUGCGUGGUUCUUUACAUGGGAUUGGGCGGACAUAGAAAAGACUUAUAUACCUAGACAAAAGAAUACAUAUAGUAUCAACCUCCAAAUUCAUAAAAUACAAAGUACA
Molecule: messenger RNA, 1064 nt
Organism: Botrytis cinerea B05.10
Lineage: Eukaryota; Fungi; Ascomycota; Leotiomycetes; Helotiales; Sclerotiniaceae
Gene: Bcguk1
Product: Bcguk1
Exons: 3
Coding region: 47-820 (257 amino acids)
Biological process (GO): purine nucleotide metabolic process
Cellular component (GO): cytosol
Molecular function (GO): GMP kinase activity
Source: RefSeq, a predicted model, not a curated record